GUUUCCGGCCGCUGUCGCUGUCCUGGGAGGCUGAGGCGAGAGGUAGCUGUCCGGGUGGGGAACCCGCACUACCUUCUUCCUCUUCCUCCUCCUCCGGGUGAGGGGAGCGAAGGUUGGGGUCCCCGAGCCCAUGGACCAGGAGGAGGCGGAGGCCGCCGAGAGCCGGGGCCUUGCUAUGUGGCCCUGAGCCCCGUGUACUGGUUCCGCCUGUCUGGAAGGCCAUGGAGAAGAGGCUGGGAGUCAUGCCAAGUCCUGCUUCCUGGAUUUUAUCAAGAUAUUGUGGGCAGACAUCUGUGAAGUGGUUGAGAAGCCUGUACCUGUUUUAUACUUGCUUUUGCUUCAGUGCUCUGUGGUUGUCAACAGAUGCCAGUGAGAGCAGGUGCCGGCAGGGGAAGACACAAUUUGGAGUUGGCCUGAGAUCUGGUGGAGAAACUCACCUCCGGCUUCUUGAAGGAACCCCCUCCCUCCAGUCAUGUUGGACUGCCUGCUGCUGGGACUCUGCUUGCCAUGCCUUUUGGUGGCUAGAAGGGAUGUGCAUUCAAGCAGAUUGUAGCAGGGCCCAGAGCUGCCAAGCUUUUAGGACAGACUCUUCCAAUUCUGUGCUGGUGUUUUUUAAAAAGUUCCAAACUGCAGAUAUUUUGGGCUUUCCACCUGAAGAUGAUAUACCACAUCUUCUGGGGCUAGGUUGGAGCAGGGCAUCUUGGAGGACGCAGAGCCCACCCAGAGCUCCAUUCAGACCUGCUGUAUCCUCCAGUGACCAGGAGAGCUUAAUCAGGAAACUUCAGAAGAGAGAUAGUUUCACUGAAAAAGUAGUUACACCUGUAGUGACACAGCAUUCUAAAGUGAAUGGCUCCAAGGAACUGGGUAAUCUGAGUACCAGUGGCUCUGCAGAGGCUUUUAUAAAAGAACUGGUGGUAUCUGCUGGAGAGAGUGUACAGAUAACCCUGCCUAAGAAUGCAGUUCAAUUAAACGCAUAUGUUCUCCAAGAACCACUGGAAGGAGAAACCUACACCUACGACUGGCAGCUGAUUACUCAUCCUAAAGACUACAGUGGAGAAAUGGAAGGGAAAUAUUCCCAGAUCCUCAAACUAUCCAAGCUCACUCCAGGACUGUAUGAAUUCAAAGUGAUUGUAGAGGGUCACAAUGCCCAUGGGGAAGGCUAUGUGAAUGUGACAGUCAAGCCAGAACCCCGUAAGAAUCGGCCUCCUGUUGCUAUUGCGUCACCUCAGUUCCAGGAGAUCUCUCUGCCAACUACUUCUACAGUCAUUGAUGGCAGCCAAAGCACUGAUGAUGAUAAGAUCGUCCAGUACCAUUGGGAAGAACUUAAGGGGCCUCUGAGAGAAGAGAAGAUUUCUGAAGAUACAGCCAUAUUAAAACUAAGUAAGCUCGUCCCUGGGAACUACACUUUCAGCUUGACUGUAGUAGAUUCUGAUGGAGCUACCAACUCUACUACUGCAAGCCUGACCGUGAACAAAGCUGUGGAUUACCCUCCUGUUGCCAACGCAGGCCCCAACCAAGUGAUCACCCUGCCCCAAAACUCCAUCACCCUCUUUGGAAACCAGAGCACUGAUGAUCACGGCAUCACCAGCUAUGAGUGGUCACUGAGCCCAAACAGCAAAGGGAAGGUGGUGGAGAUGCAGGGUGUUAGAACACCAACCCUGCAGCUCUCUGCAAUGCAAGAAGGGGACUACACUUACGAACUCACAGUGACUGACACAAUAGGACAGCAGGCCACCGCUCAAGUGACUGUUAUUGUGCAGCCUGAAAACAACAAACCUCCUCAAGCAGAUGCAGGCCCGGAUAAAGAGCUGAUCCUUCCUGUGGACAGCACAACCCUGGAUGGCAGCAAAAGCUCAGAUGAUCAGAAAAUUAUCUCAUAUCUCUGGGAAAAAACGCAGGGACCUGACGGGGUGCAGCUCGAGAAUGCUAACAGCAGUGUUGCCACUGUGACCGGGCUUCAAGUGGGGACCUAUGUGUUCACCUUGACUGUCAAAGAUGAGAGGAACCUGCAAAGCCAGAGCUCUGUGAAUGUCAUUGUCAAAGAAGAAAUGAACAAACCACCUAUAGCCAAGAUAACUGGGAAUGUGGUGAUCACCUUGCCCACGAACACAGCAGAGCUGGAUGGUUCCAAGUCCUCCGAUGAUAAGGGAAUAGUCAGCUACCUCUGGACUCGGGACGAGGGGAGCCCAGCAGCAGGCGAAGUAUUAAAUCACUCUGACCAUCACCCUAUCCUCUUUCUUUCCGACCUGGUUGAGGGAACCUACACAUUUCACCUGAAAGUGACCGAUGCAAAGGGUGAGAGUGACACAGACCGGACCACUGUGGAGGUGAAACCUGAUCCCAGGAAAAACAACCUGGUGGAGAUCAUCUUGGAUGUCAACGUCAGUCAGCUAACUGAGAGGCUGAAGGGAAUGUUCAUCCGCCAGAUUGGGGUCCUCCUGGGGGUGCUGGAUUCCGACAUCAUUGUGCAAAAGAUUCAGCCGUACACGGAGCAGAGCACCAAGAUGGUAUUUUUUGUUCAAAACGAGCCUCCCCACCAGAUCUUCAAAGGCCAUGAGGUGGCAGCGAUGCUCAAGAGUGAGUUGCGGAAGCAGAAAGCAGACUUUCUUAUAUUCGGAGCCCUGGAAAUCAAUACCGUCACAUGUCAGUUGAACUGUUCUGACCAUGGCCACUGUGAUUCCUUCACCAAACGCUGUAUCUGUGACCCUUUUUGGAUGGAGAAUUUCAUCAAGGUGCAGCUGAGGGACGGAGACAGCAACUGUGAGUGGAGCGUGUUGUAUGUUAUCAUUGCUACCUUUGUCAUUGUUGUUGCCUUGGGAAUCCUGUCUUGGACCGUGAUCUGUUGUUGUAAGAGGCGAAAAGGAAAACCCAAGAGGAAAAGCAAAUACAAGAUCCUGGAUGCCACAGAUCAGGAAAGCCUGGAGCUGAAGCCAACCCUGCGAGCAGGCACCAAACAGAAAGGCCCAACGCUAAGCAGCAGCCUGAUGCACUCCGAGUCGGAGCUGGACAGUGACGACGCCAUCUUCACGUGGCCAGACCGAGAGAAGGGCAGACUCCUGCAUGGUCAGAACGGCUCUGUGCCCAACGGGCAGACCCCGCUCAAGGCCAGGAGCCCACGGGAGGAGAUCCUGUAGCCACCCUGUCUGCCUCUUCGGGGCAGGGCCCAGCGCGCUGCCGAACUGGUCCUCCUACCUCCCGAGUCUGUGGGCAGCUGCUCUCCCAGCAUCUGCCGGUCACUCCGCCCCAACACCCCCAGCCAGACUGCUGAGACUUGAAUCAGAGACAUUCUCCAGGAACCCCUGAAUGAAGCUGUGAAUGAAGAGGUCUCCUCUUUACACCUGUCUAGGGGGCCCCCAAGUAUCCUGACCUCAGGGCCUCCAUUUUUGCAAACCCCUCCCCUGCCCCAGGACAGACGCAGCCAGCUCGCGGCCUCCUCUGCAGCUCCCCCGUUGGCAGCGUUGCUGUGCCCAGAGCGGGGACUGCUAUACCACCCCCCACAAACACAUUUGGGCACAGAACCAAGCACCGCCAGCCUCCUGGCUCCAGAGAGCCUGACUGCGGGCAUGUUCUCUUCUCCGGGGGAGAGUGCACCCUCCCACUGGGCCAGUAGGAAGUAGCGUCCCCUCCCUGCACCACCGAUGCUGGGACGGUAGUGCAGAAAUGAUGUCUGGACCCCCUUAGCACUGGACCCCCCACCUUCUCCUGUCUGGCCCGAGAUUGGGGAGGAUUAGCUGGUUCAGGGAUGGCAAGGGACCUCUCCGGCUGCGGGGUGUAGGCUGCCUCCCUGCCUCUUCCUCUGACCAGCACUUGCUGCUUCAGGGCUCGGGCCACCACUCCUGUCCCCAAAAGAGACAGCCACCGAUGGAUUGGAAUGCUGUGGCAUGAGAGCGCAUGUGUGCGACCGCCCUGCUGUGGGCCCCUCCGUCCCUUGCAUGUGUGCGUGUUAGAGUGAGCGCUGCGCGCCAGCUCCUCGAAGGGCUCUCGGCUGCUCACAAGGCAGCCUGGACUCGGAAAGACUUUCAGCUCCUUGGAAUGGAGACUUCCUGGGUCCCUCUGGCCCUGCUCCUCAGCCGCAGCAUCUGGGUGUAGAGGAAUGGGAGCUUUGGGGGAGUUACUUUUUAAAAAGACACUACAAAUUUCUACUACUGCACUAC
This is a messenger RNA of Propithecus coquereli (Coquerel's sifaka), 4154 nucleotides long. Its product is annotated as KIAA0319-like ortholog. The transcript has 21 exons. The record is from RefSeq and is a predicted model, not a curated record. The coding region runs from base 222 to 3134 and encodes 970 amino acids. Lineage: Eukaryota; Metazoa; Chordata; Mammalia; Primates; Indriidae. Gene Ontology annotation, cellular component: cytoplasmic vesicle; plasma membrane.